AUGGUAUUACUCGCUCGUUCCAUUCAGCGUUGCACUCGUCCCAUUUCUACAAGGGCACUUUCUACGGCUGGUUGUAUUUCCAAGAGUCCGCCUCUGGCGUCGACCGCCGGCGCACCCUUCCCCAAACUCAACUCAUUCGGCUCCCCAACCUCGAUUCGUAUGCUGACAGGUCAACGUGAAAAGGUCAAGGUUCUUCUGGUUCUUUACGACGGAGGCGAGCACGCCAAGCAGGAGCCCAAGUUGCUCGGUACCACCGAGAACGAGCUGGGCAUCCGCAAGUGGCUCGAGGACCAAGGCCACACGCUCGUUACCACAUCCGACAAGGAGGGCGAGAACUCCACUUUCGACAAGGAGCUGGUGGACGCUGAGAUCAUUAUUACAACUCCCUUCCACCCUGGAUACCUCACAAAGGAGCGUCUCGCCAAGGCCAAGAACCUCAAGCUUGCCAUUACUGCGGGUAUUGGUUCCGACCACGUCGAUCUCGAUGCUGCCAACACAACCAACGGCGGUAUUACCGUCGCUGAGGUGACUGGAUCCAAUGUCGUGUCCGUCGCCGAGCAUGUCCUCAUGACCAUCUUGGUUCUCGUCCGCAACUUCGUCCCCGCCCACGAGCAGAUUGCUGCUGGCGACUGGAAUGUCGCCGCCGCUGCCAAGAACGAAUACGAUCUUGAGGGCAAGGUUGUCGGUACCGUCGCUGUCGGUCGUAUUGGCGAGCGUGUCCUGCGCCGCCUCAAGCCCUUCGACUGCAAGGAGCUGCUUUACUUCGACUACCAGCCCCUCAGCGCCGAGAAGGAGAAGGAGAUUGGCUGCCGCCGUGUCGAGAACCUCGAGGAGAUGUUGGCACAGUGCGAUGUUGUCACCAUUAACUGCCCUCUGCACGAGAAGACCCGCGGCUUGUUCAACAAGGAGCUCAUCUCCAAGAUGAAGAAGGGUUCAUGGCUCGUCAACACCGCCCGCGGUGCCAUCGUUGUCAAGGAGGACGUCGCCGAGGCUCUCAAGUCCGGCCACCUUCGUGGGUACGGUGGUGAUGUCUGGUUCCCCCAGCCUGCCCCCAAGGACCACCCACUCCGCUACGCCCAGAACCCCUGGGGCGGCGGCAACGCCAUGGUUCCCCACAUGUCCGGUACCUCCAUCGACGCCCAGAUCCGCUACGCCAACGGUACCAAGGCUAUCCUUGAGAGCUACCUUUCUGGCAAGCACGACUACAGACCUGAGGAUCUUAUCGUCCACGGCGGUGACUACGCAACCAAGGCUUACGGCCAGCGUAAAUAAGUUCAAACUGAUACCCAGAAGGAGAGGAAAGGGAGGAUUUGAAGAUGUGGUGGGGACUUGAAUAUGGUGCCCCCCGGCCUUGAAAGUAGGCCUUCUAUGUGAUAUAGUUAGCAAUUGUCGAUAGCACGGCACAUUUCAUGAAUGUUAUGACAGAUUUCCAAUAUCACUGCCACUCGGUGUUCAUU
Messenger RNA from Truncatella angustata, 1457 nucleotides. Its product is annotated as putative formate dehydrogenase. Gene Ontology annotation, molecular function: oxidoreductase activity, acting on the CH-OH group of donors, NAD or NADP as acceptor; formate dehydrogenase (NAD+) activity; NAD binding. NCBI's taxonomy places the organism in Eukaryota, Fungi, Ascomycota, Sordariomycetes, Amphisphaeriales, Sporocadaceae. The record is from RefSeq and is a predicted model, not a curated record. The coding region runs from base 1 to 1272 and encodes 423 amino acids. The transcript has 4 exons. Gene Ontology annotation, cellular component: cytosol.